CGUGACUGGAAGGGGAGUGAGCAAGGAAGUUUCCUGUCCAUAUCAAGCUCGUUACGUUCAGCAUUCUUUCACAUAGAUAAGUCCCUAGAUUUAUCGGCCAGAAUAAUGUGGAGAGCAGGGGUUGACACCAAGAUGAAUGUAGGUAGUGCUGGAGAUGAUGAUGACUGGGAAACAGAUCCUGACUUUGUGGUGGGUGCCGAACCGAGAGUGACUUCCUCUUCGUGUUUGAAUUAUUUCAAUAUUUAAUCACUUUUAUACACGACUUUCAGUUGACUAUGGCAAGGUACCUUUCAACUUAAGCUUCCAGUUUCAAUUUGAUUCAUAUAAAGUGAUCUAUUUGUAUCUUCAGCCUAACGAGUCGAUUUACUCUUUCAGCUCCGUAAGAGCUUAAUUUUAGAAUUACUAAUCUCCACAAAACACUCACUUGCUCACUUUCUGACAUGUUCAGUUUCCAGGGAUAUUUAUUUACGUCAUACGAGAUUAAAAGAAGAAAUAUUUCAGCAGAUCAAAUCUUUUAAUGUUGUUUAAUCUCGUUUAUGAUUGCACAUAUGUCCCCUUGAGAUACAACAACGAUUGCUUCAUUAACUGGUUUAACAGAAAAUCCCAAAUAAAUAAACAUUACUCCAGCCAAGUAGUGAUGGCUUCAGGGAAGAUAUCCAAUUUUGUCAGGAUAUUUUUAUUUAUAUCAUUUCUUAUUUGGUCUUUUGCAACAGAUGGUAGAAUUAAGUUCUAGAUGCAAUACAGGUAUUAGAUGACAGCUUUUAAUGAAGACCUUUCAUUAAGUUAUGGCAUGCUUGCUAUUCAGAAGUAAGUUUCUUAUGGCAGCAUGAUUUAUUUUGGUAGAAUGAUGUUUCUGAACAAGAACAAAGAUGGGGAGCCAAGACAAUUGAAGGAUCUGGACAUCAGGAGUCUCUGAAGUAAGUAUAUAAUAAUUAAUUUAAUUGUGGAUAUACAGUGUAGUUGAAAAAGUGUGAGGCAGUUCAGUUGAACCUUGAUUAUUCAGACUUGUGGGGAAUACUGUAUUCCAGAUAAUUAAGAGUCCUAAAAAUCAUAAUAUGAAUAUUAAUGAGUCAAAAAUAAAUUUGAAUGCUUGUCAUUUAAUCGAUAUCAUGCAAGAAUUAAAGAACAUUCUCAAAUCAUUGUGCACCAUAGUCAAAAUCUGCUCAAGUAUUGACAUAGAUAAUUUACUACCUGGAUUGCUGAUGUAAAUCAGUUUGUUUCAAGUUGCUAAAGCAUGUGCAUGCUGCUUAUUUCAUCAUUCUCUGAAGCUGCAUCUAGGAAAAGCAUAAAUUUUGAAUGUGACUAAUUACUAUUUGUGAAAAAAUUGGACCAUAAGAGCAAGUCCAAAUAAUUGAGCUUCAACUGUAUAUAAGAUCACUUGAGUUACUUUCUACUCAUUGACUGAGUAAGGGCCAGAUGUGAAAAUGUUGACAGCACAACACAUGGUGUUAGUAGAGUGAGGUCUAUACAUGAUAACCAAGGUCCAAGCAUGUCUAUUUUCGUGUCCAGCUCUACCAAACUAAGUAGAUUAGCACAAGUCAUUUUAUCGCUGUUGUUUCUCUUUCUUCCUUUCUUUUUGCACAUCACAAGGCCUUCUAUAUUGCCACACUUGCCCAAGUCAUCUUAAACCUUCCUCAUACUGGGAUUUUUUUGUGUUUCUAUGAAAGCGCACUUAGGGUCAUACAGGUCACAUGUUAAACUGUUACUAUUAACUCAGCCAGCCAGCUGGCAAGCAAGAAGUGAUCUUUAUCCCCAAUCUAUGUUGAUUGAUGUAAUUUUUAUAGAAAUACUUUGUUCAACUUGUUAGUACUUAAUAUUUAUACUCCUUGGAUGAGAGAAGAACAGGGGGUGGAAGAGGAGAGAAGGAGAGAAGUGUCUCGCUUAAUUAUUCAACAAAUUUUUCCAAGCCAGGGCUUAAUUUUGGACCCUUAAAGUGGGGUCUUGUACACUACCAAUUGGGAUGCCAUGUUUUGUACAUCCUUGGCUUAGAUCAAGGGAGCAGGCAUUGGAUAUUUGAAAGGAUGCUGGUGCUAAUUUAGAAGUAAAAGUUAAACUUGGUUUCGAUUGAUAAUGUGAAAUGCAAAUAUUGGUACUGGCUUUUUAUUUUACUGUAAGGAAAAGUAGAAGGAAAUUAACUUUCAAUCAUAAAAAUGUCUGUGAAUUUAUGAAAGUCAUAUAAUUAUGUGAACUGCGCAUAAAGACGUGCAUAUGAAAGUUAUUUUCGGGGGCAAUUACAGGGUUCAGGGCAUUACAGGCCUGAAUUUUUUCCAGGCCUUAUUUCACCACUGCCUAAGUAGUGUUCAUUACUGCAAAGAUUGCUUUCAUAUUCAAUUUUAAAACUGUCAAUUAAAACUGCAAAACCAAACAAAAUAAUUUACACUUACCUAGAGUCAGCUUAAUCAUGUUUCCAACAAGCUAGAAAAAUAUUAAAGACUAGAAUAACAAAUUAUAAAGUAUAUAUUAGAGUGUAAUAUGAUCUACAUGUAGGAGAUGAUAUGGAAAUGGCUUAAAUGAUAUCAAACUGUAUUUGACGUAAAACCCACGCCAUUCUUGAUUGGAGGUUUGGUGCAUGAAAUAAGGGUACUGGUGUCCAAUUACAUGUAAGGUGCAUGUAGGAGCAAGCAAUACUUAAAGACGUCAAUGAUGCUAGUUCAGUUGAGUGUAACAUAACCUGAAAAUAAUAUGCAUCUACCUUCUUGUUAGUAUAAAGGAUCUUCGAAAAGGUGUAGCACAGGACCAUGCAAAGAUUAAACAAGGUGAAGAACUAGUUACUAAGUAAUUGUUGUGGUGAUGGUCAUGUUCACCUUACUCUUUCAAAACCAAGUGACCUUUCCAAAGAGGAUGCGUUGGCUCUAACUAUACAUUUUGAGGUGCAACAUGUCUCACAUCAGUAGAGUUCCCAGUGUUUCUGUAUUGUGAUUGAUUAAGAGAGCUUGUCUGCUGUAAAACAUCUAUUUACUUGUAAUGUUUUAUUUACUAAGAGUCUUCUUAAGAGAAUACCAUAAUCAGUAAGCUUCUCAUUAAAGUCUGCCUCCAUUUCUUUUUUCCUUUUACAGAUGAAAGUGAGAGAGGGUAUCCUUUUGAUAACAGUUUUAAUUCACAGAUCUGUGCAAAACUGGCAAUGAAACAACUGUAAGUUAUACAUCCAUUAUUAACAAUAGUUUGUACUGUACAUGAUUGAAUAACUGAGGACAAGCAAACAAGAGGACAGCUUUGUUUAUGUUUAUUUUAGGGAGCUACAUGUAGCAAGAGUGGGAUGCAGGGGCUUAAUGUUUGGUGUGCUGAACUCUGGGUCAAGAGGUUUAGUUUCAGUUGGUCAGGCUAUUCUGUUGUGUUCUUGAGCUAAACAUUCUACAUUCACAAUGCUUCUCUCCACCCAGGAGUAUAAAUGGGCACCAGCAAAUUUUCAGGGAAGCCUUUUCAAAUGCUGUGGGUAACCUUGUGAUGCACUGGCAUCCCGUCUAGUGGGAAGUAACAGUACUCCUAGUCGUUUCAUGCUAAGGAAACUGGGAUAAGUUCCUGUUGUGUUGGUUCCCAGUGUGCAUGCAUGACAUACAUUAUGACAAUUAGUUCCUUUGGAAAAGUCUCAGAUGUAUACUCAAUAUCUUUGUAUUACAUGUAAUAUAUUAUAUAUCUGUACAUGCAUGAUAAACGAUUGGGCAGAAAAUUCUUUCCUUGACUAAUGGAAUAGUCCUAAAGCUUCCUAUGGUUAUGGUGGGAAGUUUGGAGUGCAAAAAGACAGAAUGGAUCAGGUAUGGGUCAGAAGGUUUUUGCUGUGAGAGUCAUGUUUUGCUUCUUAGUAUUUCUAUUGAAUAUUGCUUUUGGUGAUUUUUUGUGGUGAAUUUUUCAAAGCAGUUAAAACUUUCAGCUUUAUUAGUCUCAUUAUAAUCCAUACAAUUAGGAGUGUGAAGACUGUAUAUCUGAAAACAUGCAAUACAUGUUCAGCAAACAUUGUUUGCAUGUAAAAAUAAUUGCACAUUUAAGUACUCUUCUGUGAUCCGUAUUACUUUUCCUUCUAGUUGCUAACUAUGUGUAUCAUAGAUUUGAGGAUAUAUGAUAACCUAUUCUUUUUGUAGUCUGUAGUUGGAUUUGACUAUGAGGGGAAGGUGGAAAAGCAUGUAUCACAAACUGGUAAGUGUGUUUAAAGUGAUAUCCUCCUUGGUCAAUGGGGAGUUAAAAUCCAGACUUUUGAGUCUCCAUUCACAUCCAACCCUCAGUUAGAAUGAAGUAAGAUCCAUUGUAAUAACCAUAACUGUGUGAAAUUCAGGCAACACCUUCAGGUUGCUGGUUACCAGUAGUGGGUAUCAAUUUGAUCUUUUGGUUCUAUUAAAAGGUUUGAAAGUAUAGAGGGUUUUCAUUUUCAUACAGCAGUAAAUUAAACUUAGUAAAUUAAUUUACUGCAAAAUUCACAUGGUUGUCACCUUCAGAUAACUAUUAAUUUUUAACAUGACUUGCAUUCAUAAUUAAUCACAUACAGCACUGUAAAGUGAAUGGGCUUUUUAAAGGGUAUCCAGUCAAGUCGCCGACAGUUCAACUCGCCAACGCCAACUCACCGAUGUGUAAAAUCAAGUAGAGACGUUGGCGAGUUGGUCUUCAAUCCAGUACAACUUAUUAGAAGACAGACAUAGAAAAGUGAAAGAUAUGUAGGGAAAAAACAAUUUUGUUUGCUUCCAACAAAGUUUUAAGGAUUUCAUGGGGAAUAAAGCAAGGUAAACAUCACCAAUGAAUAUAAAAGCAUCAGGCGCAAACGAGUUAUGUGACAAUACUAUAAAGACUCAUCAUGUCAGUCGAUCAGAUUAUUUUAAGAAAACUUGGCUUUCUAGACAAGAUCUUUAGUAGAAAACACAAUUCUUUUUAUUUCCAAAAAAGUUUAUAAGGAUCUCAAGGCGAAGAAAGUAAGGUAAACAUCGCCAAUGACCAAAAAAGCUUUAGACGCGAACAAGUUAUUGUGUGACAACCCCAACUACCAGGUGGAAUGAUAUGUUUUUUUAACUUUAAAGAAUGAUUUAUUCAUAAUCGAGAACGUUUGAUUUACGAUAAGAUUUAAUGUAUUAUAAAGAUCAAGUGAACAUGUGAAAGCUAGGUAUAUCAUGUGAUUAUUCUACUCUUGAAGGUCCGUUUAAUCUCGACAUUGAUUUCAAUAAUUGGGCUGCUGUCUUUUCACCAUUCUCAUAUUUCACACAACAACUCAUUCACGUCUAAAGCUUUCUUGGUUAUUGGCAAUGUUCACCUUGCUUUAUUCGCCUUGAGAUCCUUAUAAACUUUGUUGGAAAUAAAAAAGAAUUGUUUUUUUAACUAAAGAUCAUGUCUAGAGAGCCAAGUUUUUUUAAAAAAAUCUGGCUGAUUGACAUGAAGAGUCUCCACAGUGUUGUUGUCACACAAUAACUCGUCCGCUUCUGAAGCUUUUACAUUCAUUGGCGACGUUUACCUUGCUUUAUUCGCCAUGAGAUCCUUAUAAACUUUGUUGGAAGAAAACAAAACUGUUUUUCUUUUUUUACUAAAUAUCUUUUACUUUUCUGUAUGUUUAACUUUUAACUUUUAAUAAGUUGUACUGGAUUGAAGACCAACUCGCCGAUGUCUCUACUCGAUUUUAUAUGUCGGCGAGUUGGCAUUGGCAAGUUGAACCGUCGGUGACUUGACUGUAGUUCUUUUAAAGAAACCAAUUUGUUAAACAUACUCAUGACAACAGACACAGUUGUUAAAAAAGCAAGAAGUGUUCUUGCAGCUAUAGUAAUCAAUUUUACACUCACAAACAAAGUUUUUCUAAAAGGGCUAAAUCACUCUUGAGCAAACUCCUUUGGGAGUCCUUUCUUUCAAGGGAUCACUUCUAGGAUUUGUAAUGGUACAUGUAUCUACAAAAGAACCAUGAAAUUGUCUUAGUGGCUUCUAUUGUUUAUCUUGAUAGACUAUUCUACUGGAUUUGGUGGCAAAUAUGGUGUUCAGAAAGACAGAGUUGACCAGGUUGAUGCUUUAAGUUCAUUCUUUCAGAUUUGUAUUUACAACAAUGUAAUACUAUCUAGCAUUAUCAUGUGCCUUUUUUAAAAAAGUGUACACACAAGUGCUGUACUAAGCUUUUCCAGAACUUUAAUACUGCCUAUGGCUGUAAGGCAGGUGUGCACUGACAUUCAUCCCAGUAUUAGUUACAGAUAACUAUGUUUCACUGACUGACUGACUUUAAUUGUCUUUUAUUAGCAAAUAAAUGUAUUUUUAAAUUUAAUUUUAGUGAUUUAUUUUAUUAAUCAAUAUAUUAUAGUUACUUAAUAUAUAUUUUAAUUUAUUAUUGGUUCUACAUCAUUUUGUACUCCCAUUUUAGGCUGCUGUUGGAUUUGAAUAUGAAGGCAAAACUGAGAAGCAUGCUUCACAACAGGGUGUGUAUUCUUUAGUAAAAUAAACCCUUGAGGGUGUUAGUAUGUCAGCCAAUAAUGUCCGCAGUGAAAGAUUAACUGAAAAAUGAAUAUUUUGUAUAUGACAUAAAGCAGCCAAUAAAAUCCCAUAAAUAGGUAGGUGAUAAAUAGGGAUUUUAACUUUCAACAGAUUGAUUUGUCAGUCCAGCCUGCAAUCCUAUGCUUCAUUGUCUGUUUCUAAUAAAUGAUGUAUUGAGAGGUGUUCACAAAGCUUACAUCACAUUAGGAUUCAUGUACUGGUAUAAUUCUCAUCUUUGACUGUAUCUCUGCUUAUUUAGAUUACUCUAAAGGAUUUGGUGGUAAAUAUGGUGUUCAAAAGGACAGAGUUGACCAGGUACUCGACAGUGUUAUUUUCAUCAUUUAACUGUGCAUGAAGUUACUGAAUACUCCUUGAAGGAAUGGAACAGUAGAAGGAAAGUUACUGAACAAUACAAAUAAACUCAGUAGAUCUGCAUAUAAUAUAGAUUUCACUUCCUGGCUAGAUUCUAAGUUAUGUAGUAAAAACAAUAGAAGACCAGUCAAUUUGUCUGUGAAUACAUGGACAGUUGUUGUGUACUGUAUAAUUAUACACUCAGCAAUUCUGGUGGUGACCUUCCCUGUGUUCUGUUCUACACUUUGAAAUUCACAAAACCACAAACACUUCAACAUUUUUCUUUAUUUUUAUUUAUUUAUUUCUAACCACAAACACUUAAACAUCUUUCUUUAUUUCUUUACCAAGCUCAAAAACUUACCAUCUCUCCUAUUUUCAUCUACAAACAUUAAUGCUAUCAACAUUGCUGAUUCUAGUAGUAUGCAGGAUGCAUGUCAUAUGAACUUGUUAAUAGACCUCGCUCACUGUGGAGUCUGUGGCCUAGUGGUAGAGCAUCGGAGUGUGGAAUCUGAAGGUCUGAAGUUUCUCAUAGGGAUUCCUCAUGGAGACUCAGAAUUUUUUCUUUGUCCCAUGCUUGUGAAAAGACAAAAACAUCUUUCUUUACUUGAAAUACAUGUUGGGAACUGAUCAUGCUGAAUAUAAGGAUACACAAGAAAACAUUAACUUCCAAAAAUUGUUUCAAAAUGUAGCAGUAAUUGAGAUGCAACCUCUGAGUCUCUUUUAUUUAAAAUGAAUGGUGUACUCUUCUUAAUAUUUCAACUUCUAAUUUCUGAUUAGUACUGGUUUCUCAUGUGCGUGCAUUUAAUUUCCUUAUUAAGUUUUAAAAUUAACGGCAAUUUAAUGUAAGUUCAUAUAUUCUUAUGAGAGUUUAUUUCUUCACCCUGCUCACAUGGCAGGCAGCAGUUGGCUAUGACUAUGAAGGCAAAACUGCAGCACAUGUUUCCACAAAAGGUUUGUCACAUCAUUUUUGUUAAAAAAAAUGUUUUAUGUUAUUAGAAGAAAGACAUUGUCUAUGUUUUGCAAGGGUUUAAUAAUGAAUGAGACAGUAUAAAUUUAUAAAUUUAAAGUUUCCUUUGUUUCAUGGUUAUGAACAAAAUGUAUUGUAAAUUUUAAUUUUUUUCCUUAAUGUAGAUCACUCCAAAGGCUUUGGUGGCAAGUAUGGAGUCCAAAAAGACAGAGUUGAUAAGGUGAGCAAAAUUACAAAUGAAUGUACACAUACAUGGCCGACAGUCUGUAGCUUGUUGGCAACCUGUCGGUAACCUGGUGGUGGGUUGUAAACUGAAAUGAUCCCAAACAUUUACCUAUCAACUGCUUCUAAAACUACAUAGAAAAGGGGAAAAGUCAUUUCAAAAAGUUACCUUGCACUGUACUCUCAAUAGCUACUGUGGCUUUUGCCCACUUUUUUGCAUUGGCUAGCAAAACUUUCCCAAACUGGUUCAAUUUCAUUUAUCUGCCAUUUUGAAAAGUUUUUCUAGUUCCCAAUCCCUAAAUGCACUGCCUCUGAAACCCUUUUAAGAAAGUCUUUAUUUGGUUAGAACUAUUUGACCUGUUAGUUCAUUCACUUGCAAAAUGUAGAAAAGGAACCAUUUUGUGUACAAACCAGGAUAUAAGAAAUAGGUAUUUUGGUACUUACAGUCAGGAGAUGGGUUAAACAAGCUUAUUUUACCAUUUAAAUAGAAUCAAGUAGAUAGGUACAAAUGAUGCGAUUGACAUGUGUUUCUAUUUACUGUUUUCGACUGGAAAAGUUUGGACUCUGUUUUCAGUCAAUUUUUGGUCUAGUUGACACUGUUGGCCGACUGUCGGUAAUGUGUUGAUAAUGCGUCGGUAACCUGUCUGCCAACAGUUAACCGACAGGUAACCGACACUCGAAAAUGGGAACCAUUGUUCACUAUUACCGACAAUAAACCAUGAUAACUGUUUCCUUCUUCAGGCAGCUGUUGGUUUUGAUUAUGAAGGGAAAACAGAAGCACAUGCUUCCCAGAAAGGUACCUCAUUCUACAUAGUAUAUUUUCAACCAAACUUGAAGAAAAUAUUCUACCUUGAACUGUACACUGUAAAUAAGAAAAAAAAAUUGUUUCUAGUUUUAUUGUUUUCUUGUUUUUGAAGAAAUCUUUGUGCAUUGAUUUUGUAAAAAUAAAUGUCUCACCAACAGUAGAUGAAGCCAUAUUUUAAGCCUCAAUUGGUGGUGAUGCCUGUGAGAUGUCAUGUUUUGUUUGGUUUUUUUUUUGUUAUUUUUUCUCAUUAGAUCAUUCCAAAGGGUUUGGUGGAAAGUAUGGAGUCCAGAAGGACAGAGUAGACAAGGUACAGUGUUUAUCAAAAUUAUGAUAACUGUUAAGCAAUUCUAAGUGCAUUUAUGAUGACUAGACAGGAAUGAGGCCUUUUCCAGAAAGGCAGAGGUGUAGUUUAAAGCAAUUGUUGGCGCAAAGGAGGGGAAAUCUUUUUUUCUCCAUGGGGUUGCUUCAUAAAUUAUAAUUAAUUUUAUAAUAAUUUAUUAUUAAUAGUAUGUCCAGCAUUCUUAAUAGUAAGUUAAUUCAGCUUUCUUAAUCUUAAGUGAAUUUACAGAUACUUGACACUUUGAAAAUUCUAUUCUAUGGGGGUAUUUUGUUAGUAAUGAUGGGUGUGGAGGAAACUACUAUAAAACAUUAGUCUGUAUGCACCUCUGCCCAUGAAUUGCCACAUGUUAUAGUGAACCUUCUCUGCAUUGUGAGGCAGAACCCAAAAUUGCAACUACCUUAAGGCCAAAUGACACAAUUGAAAACUUUGCGUAAUGCAAACAGGGUAUUUAAGGUUUACCUAAUCUUUGGACACCAGCUGCAGCAGUUGAUGUAAACUAUAUAAAAAUGAAUGUUAUAAUUAAAGAAUAAGAAUUUUGAACUUAAAAAAGGAGUUUUUACCUUUUAGAGAAUCUAGUUUUGAGAAAAAAAAUGGAUACUAAGAUAUCCAGAAGCAUAUAUAGUCAUGAGUAUGUUCACGGGUUUAUUGGACACCUGGGUGCAUAACAGCAAGUUUGGUUCACCAUCCACUACUUUGAAAGUCAAGAGCCAGGAGCCAAGCAAGCAGAACACCAGAUUCAUACCAGAUCAGAGAGGAGUUGAGCAUCGUCAGUUUGUGUUUCAUUGACUAUCCAUUUCAAAAUCAUGAUGAAAUGAAACAAGCAUGUCCUAUUAAAAUGGGGUGAUAAUAUGGAAGCAAGUUUUUAAACUUUGAAGAAGCUGAAGGAAUUUUUAAGCCAAAUUCUGUUGGGAGACAAGUCAAUCCUUGACAAGUUUGAAACUUUGUCUGCAUCUUGUGUAAGUGAAACAGAGCAAUUUCUGUUUACAAAUGUCAGUAUUUGUCUGGUGGUGUUGAAGUUUGAGCCAGUGGCCAACAGAUAGAGAGAUUAAAGUUUGGAGGAAGGGCAGGCAGUUGCUGAAACUCUUAGUAAUGUUGAGGCAGUCAGGUUUGCUGUUUUUUUUAGGUCAGUAAUUGGUUUGUAGAGGAAUGUUUUUAGCCUCUGACAGUGCUGUACAUGCACAGUACAUGUUUGCUCCAUGGAAGUCAACUUUGAAGUGAAAAGGAACUUCCAUGAGCAUCUAACUAAAAUGAAUGCUGCCAGGAAAGAGGGGAAUGAGAUCCUUUUUGAAUUAAGGAAUUAAAAGGAAUGGGUUGUGAUAUGCAGCAUGUUCCAUUGUAUACUCAGUAUUUCUAGUAAGAAUACUGUUGCAUCUAGGCUUGAUUUCCAUCACUCUUUUGUGUAUGGUACCUGUUCCUUCCUGAGGGUUCAAGGGUAGGAGGGCAGGCUCAUAUUCCUGAACAGUGGCUGGUAAUCGAGCCCAUGUUGUGUCCAUAACCUUGGAGGAAACUCAGCAAUAGAUAAGCCAGCCCAGUGAAAUGGAAUUUAGAGUAGUUAGAAGCCAUGUAGUACGGUUGAUCUAAAGUGCAAAUGACAUCAUUUAGUCAACUGUAUGUUGAUGACACUCACUGUGGUUAAGCAGUUGAAAUACUGAUAGUGUGUUGUAGUAGACCUCAUUCAAAGAAAAUCAUUUCAGAUUCUUCUACAUCAAGGACAUAGCAAUCCCCUCUCUCUCUCUGUUUUCAUCAACAUGAUAUUAUUAAUAAGAGGUUAUCUAAAAGCAUGUUUUUGUUGAGAAGAGCAAAGUGCAAUAUAUAGUGAUGGAUGAAAUUGCCAAGUGACUCUAUCAUACCCAGUGACCCAAAAUUAUGGCUAUAGUUAGCAAUUAACAAUGUUUGUCCUGGAAAAAGUAUAUUCACCAUGUUACAUUUACAUGUGAAUGGCAGUGAACUACAAAAUAGGAAGGAGUUGACUUUGAAACAACAAUAAAGUAGUGUGGAGGGCAUACAUGUAGCAUAAAGAGAUGAACCACGAAGCAAGUUGCACAGGGACAAGACCAAGAGUUGUACAGGGCAACCUGAAGAAAAAGCUACCUUGAAGUUAUUUUAAAUCUACAUCAUAAUUCUUAAUCAACCAGAUACAUUGUAUGUUUCAUCCAGCUUUAACCUAACCUCCUUCAAAUCUGAGAUACAUGUACAUGACUGUAUUCUUUUAACCUUGUGUAGUAGAAAACUAUCUGACUGCUGUUUGCAUCAAGUUUUGUUAUAAUUAGAGAACAACAACCAAUAAAAGAUAAAAUACAAUAUCACAAGUUCACCAUCCACUCAAAAAAACAAAUAAUUUCUGUUGCAUUUCCUUAAAAUAUUGAAAAAUGGAAUAAUGGUACCAUAGAUAGAUAAAUAGGAAAACAGACUUAGAAAUAGGUUGUUACACUUUAGUUAGUUAGACAAGCAUACUUAGGUACAUGUUGGUAUAUAACUAAGUACUUUAAAUUAAGAGUUUUAUUGAUAUAAAAUUUGUUUUAUCCCCAAACAGCCUGAAGCUGAAUGAACCAGCUGGAGGAGCAAGGAACAGCCUCUGAGUUUUUUCUCUUCACACCUUCCAAUCAAAUCAUAUUUUCUUUUAGCUUUUAGAUGUGAUUGUAACUUGUACAGGAAUUGAUAUUGCCUAUUAAAACUGAUUUAACAAAAUGACUUCAUGAAGAAGUUCAUUUUAAUUGUCAUUGUGUUUGUAAUCUUUUGAUUGUCAUGAAAUCAAAUGUAGCUUGAUGAAAAAGGAAAACAUGUUUCUAAAAGUGUUUUUGUUUCCAUUUAAUUAUAAGUGAUUUAAUUUAUAUUUUAACUGGCAAUUGCCUUGAUCAUGUUAAAAUUGCGCCCAUUAUUCUUGUUUCUAAUUGUUUAGCUUUGAGAAAGUAAGUGGUAUAAAAUUUUGUAUGGCUUCAUACCAACUUUUGUAACAAGACGAAAAAGGACUCUUAAAUAUCUUGAUUUAGUCUUUGUGAGACGACGUAUGCAUCACUUUCCCUAGCAUUCCCUAACAAUAUUCUAAGCCUUCAUUGGCAUAGUAAGAUUGUUGAAAAAUCAAGAGCAAAAAUUUGAUAAUUUUAGACAUUGCCUUAUUGUCUGAUUCAACACUGUUAAAACUAUUGUAAAAAGGUCACUUGAUAAACCUAAUGAAUAUGGUGUAAUUGAAGAUAUUUUUUCUUCUCAAAUGAUCUGACACCUGUGUCCCUAUGACUCAGAUAACUCCUGUUUAUUUAGUACUUUUAGAUUUGAGUUCUUCAUGGACUUUUAGUUGCUAUUUGAAACUUAAGCAUGAUGCAAAAAAUUAAUAUAACAUUUUUUAUGAUGACAAUUUUUUGUUCUUUUAAUCUCUCCUCAGGCAGCUGUUGGCUUUGAAUACCAAGGAAAGACAGAAGAACAUGCUUCACAAAAAGGUGUGUUUUAAUUUUUUUUAAAAUCUCACCUUUAAGGGCUUUCACCUUAUCGAAGAUAUUUUCUCUUGACAGAGGUGAAUUCUUCUUUGUUGCAAAACAAUUCUUCUCAACAUACACAUGUACACAUGUACCUUUAAAAAUGGCUCUUAAUCAGUGAUGCAACUUUGAAAGCAAUUUGUGACUAGCUUGUAGGAAGCAGUGUGUCUAAUCACUAUUUUAUUUUUUUUCAGAUCAUUCAAAAGGCUUUGGAGGAAAAUAUGGAGUACAAACAGACAGAGUUGACAAGGUCAAUUUACUGAACAUUUUUCUUUUUGAAUGAAAAUCCACUUUAAUUUACACCAGAUUUAGUACCUUACAUGUUUAUUUUAUUUCCUCAGUCUGCUAUGGGCUUUGAAUACCAAGGCAAAACUGAGGAACAUGCCUCUCAGAAAGGUUAGUCAUAGUCUUGCUUCUGCCUUUAUGAGGCAUUACGUACAUGUAGAAGUGUUUUCAAGUCAAGAAUAAAUAGAGCAAUUUUCAAUAAAGUAUCUUCGCUCUUCGCUCUGUGAUCAGUCUAGAAACCCCAUGCUACUCUCUUAACCAAUCAGAUGUAAAACUAAAACCAAUCACGACUUGGUCGGCCGCACUUUCCCACGCUUUAGGUUGUUUGGUUGUUCUUACUUUGAGCUCGCAUUGUCUCUUAAAGAUAUUUUACUCUCUUCUGACUGGUCAUUGUGAUUACUUUGAGUAUGGUUUUACGACACUCUGUCAUAAAGCGCUCUAAUAAGCAAAUCAUAUGAGCAGACUAUUUAGGUCGAAGUUCGGCACAACAACUACGUGUUGCUUAAUAACCCCUUCACACUCAAGAUCUAAAUAUUAACUUCCCAUCUUGUCUGCCAUGCAUGUCGUGUUACUCUAGACCUGAGAAUUUGGUGUGAAAUUAAAUGUUGUUCCUAGUGGUUAUUUUAGUACUUUUCGUCACCUUUCUGCUUGAAAAUCUACCGAUUGUUUGGACGAAUUACUUUUAGUCACCCCGGGGAUUGAAAAGGUGAAUGCAUUUGUACCUUAGUGCCGCUACACGUGAAGUUCUCCCCCAUGGGUCACCUGAGACUUUGUCUUUACACUACCUAAAACAAUCCUCCCUGGUAUUAAAACUUCUUUAGAUGGUCAUCUCUCUACAACUGCUUUGUAUUUGUAUGCCCACAAGUGGUGAACGAAGGGAAGUUUAACUACUUUGUUUUCCAUUAACACAGCUAAUUUCCCUUCCACUGUACUUCAGAUCACUCUAAAGGUUUCGGUGGUAAAUUUGGUGUCCAGACUGAUAGACAAGAUGCAGUAAGUGUGAUCAAUGAAUACUGAUACGUUCGUUUUCCUUGAAUAUUUCCAACAUCCUAGCUCAGCUUUACUGUUUGAAACUGUAUCGCUCCAUCCCUAAGCACAGAAGUUAGUUGAAGUUUUUCAGAGGAGUAACGCGAUCUUACAGAUAAGCAAAACUUUUUGCAAGUGACCUGUGCUAAUUUAUAUCUUUACUCUUCAGUCUGCUGGAGGUUUUGAUGAAAUGCAAGAAGUAAAAUCAACUUACCAGACAGCAAAACCACGUGCAGGUUGGUUCUGUUUACAAGGCUUUGUCUUAGAAACUUUAAACUAGCUAAGCAUACUUUUGAUUUUCAAAAAUACGAUCACUUCAGGUGUGUGAACUUUAACUCCCUACUCAAGUCCAAAAUAAUUCACCCAGGUCUAGUGGCACCCACUUGUCCACAGAGUAAAGCCCCUGACAAGGUCCCCUUACAUUAUGGGAAAUACAUUAGCCAUAUAAGAACCGUCCCUCUUCUUUGUGGGGAAUGGAGACAUGAACUAAAAACACGAAGAAUUUUUGCUGUAUCGUUGUUUAUCCAAACAUUUGUUUUUUUUUUUUUUUUUUUUUUUUGGGGGGGGGAAAGGGAACAGCCACGGCAAAAAAUAUGUUUUAGUGGUUUUUACUCUUCCUCCUUUCAAGAAUAAUCAUGGCGAUGGUUGACUCUUAAAGCUUUCAGAUUAUCCAAUUUUAUUUCUUUGUGAAAGCCAAAGCCAGAGAGAAUUCUUCCGUCCUACUGAAAAAGUAUUCGUUCAAAUAAACUCCAUCCUGUUCAGAAAAUAUAUGAAUGGGAAAAACCGCAAUCGCGAUAAAGCUGGAGCAGAAAAGAUAUGACCACUGUCCCAAUUAUGGGCCCGUUUUUUUUUUUUUGUUUGUUUUUGUUUCGAGAUAUGAUUCAAUAUUUGCAUUCGACAGGGUCUGGAGCAGCAGGCAACUUGAAAUCAAAGUUUGAGAACUUAGCCCGAGAGCAAGAGGAGGUCUGUUGACGAUUACCGUACUAAAGAACUGUUACGUUUUCUUGUCAUUUUGACUUCCUUUUAAUUAUUUUCCGUUUCCCCAAAAUGCCAAUAAUUUUUCUAUUACAGGAAAACAAGAGACGGGCAGAAGAAGAGAGAGCUCGGCGACAGGCGAGAGAACAAAGAGAGAAAGAGAUCAACGAAAAAAGGCAUGCAGAGGUAAUUAACCAAGCUUUAUUUCGACUUUGGGUACAUGUGGCAAAGUGGCUAACUGUAUGAGUCUGACUUUAGAUCUGAUCGUAGAUUUGAAAACCAACAAAGGGCGAAUGUAAUCUUAGUCCUCCAUUAGGAUUCUACAGUAACUCCUCGGAGGUUGUGGCAUGUAGCUACCAACUGUGCUAAAGAGAACUGGCCGUCAAGCAAGGCUCUCAUGCGGCGAGUGUACAAUAUUAUGAUUCGUGUUACAUGUAUGUUGUCAUUUUUUAGCAAGAGGCACGCGACAAAGAGGAGGCUGAGGAAGAAGCCCGUCGUCAGGCAGAGGAGGAAGCCCGUCGUCAGGCGGAGGAGGAAGCCCAACGUCAGGCCGAGGAAGAAGCUUGGCGAGAGGAAGAAGCGGCCAGGCAACAACAAGAAGCUGAAGCACAGCAAGAGUAUGAAGAAACCGAAGCUGAAGCGACCUAUGAAGAGACAGGGGAAGCAAGAUAUGAAUCAGAACCUACAGAUUUCUACGAAGAAGUUACCCAAGAACAGCAAACAACACAGGAGGAGGUACAAGGAAACAUAGAUACCACAGCUAAAAGUAUAGUUUACCCCUACAGUUUGCACUGUUCAGCCAAAUGUGGCUCAAUGGAAGAGGAAUUGAUCACGUAGUUAGUGCAAAUUUCGGAAAAGCGCAAAGUUACGAGAACCUGUAGUUUGAUAAUACCCGAGUGAAUGCGGCCGUAAAAGGGACUAUUGUUAGUUGCGAGUGUUUUCAGUACUAUUACCACCCAGGCGGUUACAAUUAAGGAGUGACAGAACUCGCGUUGUUCCCACAUCCACUAUUAGCGUAAUAUUUCUUUUUGUACUCGUUGAAGGUUAGCGAAGGAGGCGAAGGAAAGAAUGCGACAGCUCUGUACGAUUAUCAAGCAAGUAAGUUUUUCUAUCUGAGAUAUUACUUUUUCUCGCCACACAAGGGAGCACUUUGCCGAGCUCUGAAAUGCACAAUUCCUAAAUCUCAGUGAAAUGUUCACCUUUUUCGGCAACUUGUGCAAAGCGAAAUUUGAAGCUAAUUAGAAUUUGGCAUGAAUAGCAUUUAAAGUUAGUAGCUGAACUCUUGGUCGUUUAAAUGGUUACCUUAGUGCAGUGCUCUUCUGUUCAAUGUCUUUCUCCUUACUAAGCUGUCCGCAACUUACAAGAUUUUCCAUUCUGCAAACCGUCAGGACUUAAGACACCGCCAUUAACUCCCACAAUUCAUUUCUAGCUGCUGAGGAUGAGAUAUCAUUUGACCCUGGUGACGUCAUCACUGACAUUGAGGAAGUGGAUGAAGGAUGGUGGAUGGGAACAUGUAACGGAAGUCGGGGACUGUUUCCAUCCAAUUAUGUAGAAAUGAAUUAAUGAACUCCGUCGCUCCGAAACACUGAUUCUGUACGCAAGAAGAGUAAUCCAGAACAGUAUAACUUUCAUUGGUGGUGAUUUUUGCUACGAAACUGAAUUAGGAUUUCUUAAAAUAACAAAAAUAUGAAAGUUAAAGCGAUUACUGGCAUACUUUAUGGUAGACGGCUACAGAUGACUGAAUUUUUGAGCUUAAGUUUUUUAAAGCAGUUCUACAGAAUAUUGAAGAUCCCUUGACUACACCGCAACAAAUGUCUGCAGUCAUUUUCGUGAAUUGUUAAUUCACCGGUAUUACGAUGAGCAUUUUUUCACUGUCUAAUUAUUUUUUAUCGCUGAGCAACACGAAUCCUAAUGUUAAAAUAAUUACAAAAUAAUUUUCACUAAGCAUAUUGUACAUCUCGUCCAUAGAUGGGCAAUGAAGUAAUGAUAAAAAAAAGGAAAAUCGUCGGUGUUUUAAACCGCGUAAAACGAUAUCCUCAUCAUAGCUCUAUUUUGACUCCAAUUGAAAACUCGUCCGUUACUGGAAGUACCAAUUUUCGACAUGUUUUUGCGGUGAAGUUGAAAUCUUUUGUAAUUCCCAAAAGUUUUAUUAGUAAAAGAAAAGAUCUUGCUUCACUUGUUGUGGUGUUUCAUGCACAUGAAGCCGGUCUGCUUAUUCAUUUCAGUUUUAUAUCAUUUACAUUUCUUCACACAAAGUAGAAUCUAGCGUUUUGAUGUUGUUUGCUUUUCUUUUGUGGUCUCUAUUUUUCUGUGAAAUCUAUUAUCAUUCAAUUUUCAAACCGUGUGUUGGUAGUGGUGGUGGUG
Pocillopora meandrina is the source of this 17228-nucleotide messenger RNA. Lineage: Eukaryota; Metazoa; Cnidaria; Anthozoa; Scleractinia; Pocilloporidae. The record is from the annotation of a GenBank genome assembly.